Molecule: messenger RNA, 1480 nt
Organism: Cinclus cinclus
Lineage: Eukaryota; Metazoa; Chordata; Aves; Passeriformes; Cinclidae
Gene: NOAZFP
Product: zinc finger protein 330
Exons: 10
Coding region: 30-995 (321 amino acids)
Cellular component (GO): nucleus
Molecular function (GO): zinc ion binding
Source: RefSeq, a predicted model, not a curated record
GCGCGGCCGCCCGAGCCAGAUAGUGCAACAUGCCUAAAAAGAAGACUGGUGCUCGUAAGAAAGCUGAGAACCGUCGGGAACGCGAGAAGCAGAUAAGGGCUUCACGAGCCAACAUAGACUUGGCCAAACAUCCUUGUAAUGCUUCAAUGGAAUGUGAUAAGUGCCAAAGACGACAGAAGAAUAGAGCUUUUUGUUACUUCUGUAAUUCAGUUCAGAAAUUGCCCAUUUGUGCACAAUGUGGAAAAACCAAAUGCAUGAUGAAGUCUUCAGACUGUGUUAUAAAACACGCUGGUGUGUACAGUACUGGACUAGCUAUGGUGGGUGCAAUCUGUGAUUUCUGUGAAGCCUGGGUGUGCCACGGGAGGAAGUGUCUCAGCACCCAUGCAUGUAUGUGCCCUCUGGCAGAUGCAGAAUGCAUUGAGUGUGAAAGAAGUGUCUGGGACCAUGGAGGCAGAAUAUUUGCCUGCUCUUUUUGCCAUGAUUUCCUCUGUGAAGAUGAUCAGUUUGAACAUCAAGCCAGCUGCCAAGUUUUGGAAGCAGAGACAUUUAAAUGUGUCUCCUGUAACAGGCUGGGGCAGCAUUCCUGCCUGCGUUGUAAGGCUUGUUUUUGUGACGAUCACGUGCGAAGUAAGGUAUUCAAGCAGGAAAAAGGGAAAAAGCCUCCUUGCCCUAAAUGUGGCCAUGAAACUCAGCAGACAAAGGAUCUGAGCAUGUCAACACGCUCUUUAAAGUUUGGCCGACAGACUGGAGGAGAAGAUGCAGAUGGAGCUUCUGGUUAUGAUUCCUACUGGAAAAACCUUUCCUCCAGCAAGACUGGGGAUGCAGGUGACCGUGAGGAUGAAUAUGAAGAGUAUGAGGCAGAAGAUGAUGAUGAAGAUGAGAAUGAUGAGCGAGGCAAAGAUUCAGAUUCUGAGGCCACAGAUGUAUUCAGCAAUUUGAAUUUAGGAAGGACCUAUGCUAGUGGGUAUGCACAUUAUGAGGAAUCAGAAGAUUAAUCUUAGCAUGCUGGCAAGCUAAAAACAUUUGGAAGGAGCCAAGCAAUGCUUCACUGAGUUGUGUACAUGCCAGUAAGAUAGCUCUAUCAGGUACUUACAUAUCAGAGUUAGAGAGUAAAGAGUGUGGCACUUCUGCAGUAACUCUAAGGGACAUUUUUCCUGUGUAUGAACUGACGUUGGGUUUGGGACUGGGGGAGAAAAUGGGAUAUUUUCAUUCCCAUAAAGAGCAGAAUGGUUUUGUCCUUGAGUAUAAUGGUUCAAUGACAGUUUCUCCUAUCAACACAGGAAUGUGGGAAAGCUGUAGAACUUGCUUUCAUUUGCCCAUCAGAAAUUAAGUUAUUUUUUACAAUAUUUUUUGUUAACUGAUUUCAUACAUUAAUGCAGUGGUGGGUUGGUGACUGCAUCUUUUUUGGUCUGCACAAUAAAAGUCAACUGCAUUCUCUAAUGAACUGUCAUAAAUAUUGAUCUCCCUUGAGUAGCUGGAA